This is a messenger RNA of Eucalyptus grandis, 985 nucleotides long. RefSeq names its product CRIB domain-containing protein RIC7. The record is from RefSeq and is a predicted model, not a curated record. Lineage: Eukaryota; Viridiplantae; Streptophyta; Magnoliopsida; Myrtales; Myrtaceae. The coding region runs from base 160 to 903 and encodes 247 amino acids. The transcript has 4 exons.
AUCCCCCGAGGGUCGCCCGUGCCUAGUGAUCUCGAAAUCGAAAGCAUCGAUAGCCUGAUUUUCACGACGUCUUCUCGGGCAUCAAUGCCGUCGCAUGCUACCAUUCGCGCGCCGGCGGUGACGGGACUUGGUAUGAGAAUUUAGGGGGGACGGACAAGGAUGACGACCAAGGUGAAGGGCCUCCUCAAGGGCCUCAGAUACAUUUCUCAGAUAUUCGACGAUGAUGGGAAGGAACCGGAAAUGAAGAUCGGUUUUCCCACCGAUGUAAAGCACGUUGCUCACAUCGGUUGCGAUGGUGCCUCCGUGAAGAAGAAUUCACCGAGCUGGAUGAAUGAUUUCAAACCAUCAUCGCCGAGGCGGUCGUCAUCCGCCCCUUCGGCCACCGGAGAUGAUGAGAAGGACGGUUCUUCUGACGGGGUUGGCAAAGAGUCAAGCGGAGGAAUUGCCGAGACCCAGAGUUACAAAAGCUCUCCGGCGCCCGAAUCGUCAGAAAUAGCGAAGUCGUCCAGACGCCAUAACCGUUCAUUAUCAUCCGGCGAUGCUGAAUCACCGACCAAGGCCAAGUCGGAGAAACACCGGCUGCCGAGAAAAUCUUCCAAGGGCUCUCACCAAGAACGGGAGGUAUCAGACGCGAGCAGGCCUACCGAACAACGGUCUGUGGAUCCUGCCCCUGCCGAUGCUGUCCCGCCGCAACCGCCUGAUCUGCCCAAGAAAUCAAGGAGGACGAAGCCUAAGGACUCCGGCACGUCCACGAGAUCGUCAUCGAGGCCAUCAAAACCACAAGUCAAAGAGUCAUGCUCUUCUUCCGCCUAUGAGAACGAGUCACCGUCCACAAGAAAUAAACGACACGGUUCUCAGAGAUCAAAUGCAGUUGAAGAGGGGAUGGGAUUGGAGAUGGUCUAGUAUCUUGAUCAUUUCCUAGCUUUUUCAGCUCAUUUGUCGUAAAGUACCAGUUGUAUUCGCCAUAUUAGGGAACCUAAUGAUC